CCCACAAAUGAUUGAGAUUUGAGAUCUAUUAUAACAUUGUCAAAGAACACCAUAAAUACAUCACAGACCUUUUCUUUUUCAUCUGUUUUCUUAGCUUCUAUUAAUUGCUUUUCUCUGUUAAUUUUUAUUAUAAAGUUUCGAUUUUUUUUGCUUUUUUCCUAUGUUGCUCGAACCCUUCAAAAAUGUUGCCGCAAGCGUAUCGGAUUCUUUAAAAAUUCAUUGCUUUUGGAGUAUCCGACACGCACCUGUUGAUCUUUUUUAAGAGUCCGACCAACAUAGCAUUUUUCUGUUAGUUUUUCUUAUAAAGUUUCGAUUUUUUUUUCGCUUUUGGGGUGGAGUGGUGUUUAGAUAUGGAUUAUGAAGGCAUAUUGAUGACAUUUUACCCUUUGUUUUUGGGUCAAGUUGUGUCUUUUCUUAGGGCCCUCAUGAGCUUCACUUCUUCUCUAGUGGCAAAUCUUGGUGCAAAUACUCCGCUUUCGCUGUCAUUCUUCUCGUACACAGCUUUAGCUUUAGUGUAUGGAGGAAUCAUGAUUUACCGGAGGCAGAAAUUACAGGUUCCUUGGUAUUGGUAUUCGCUUUUAGGCUUAGCUGAUGUCCAGGGAAAUUUUCUCGUAAACAAAGCAUAUCAGUACUCAUCGAUCACCAGUGUGAGUAUACUGGAUUGCUGGACUAUAGCAUGGGUGAUAAUUUUGACGUGGCUAUUUUUGGGUACGCGAUAUUCUCCGUGGCAAUUCUUUGGUGCAGCAGUCUGUUUAGGUGGUCUUGGACUUGUGCUUCUAUCAGAUGCUAACGCGAGCGAUAAAAGUGGUGGUUCCAAACCUUUUCUUGGUGACAUAUUUGUCAUCAUCGGGACAUUUUUCUUCUCAAUAAGUAAUGUUGGUGAGGAGUUCUGUGUGAAAAAGAAAGACAGCGUUGAAGUAGUUUCCAUGAUUGGUCUUUUCGGCGUGCUUGUUACCAUGAUUGAGAUACCAAUCUUGGAAAGGAAGAGUUUGGAAUCAGUCGACUGGUCUGCCGAGCUUAUACUAGCUUUCUGUAUCUACGCAGCGGCAAGCUUUAUGUUCUACACCUUUGUUCCCUUUCUUCUCAAGAUGAGCGGAUCAACCUUGUUCAAUCUAUCUCUUCUCACAUCCGAUGUGUGGGCUGUCGUGAUCAGAACCUUUUUCUACAAACAGAAGGUUGAAUGGCUGUACUUUGUAGCGUUUGCACUUGUGGUUACUGGGCUGAUCAUAUACUCGAAAAUUGAGAAGGAUCAUGUUAUUGAAGAAGCAAAUGGAGAUAAUCAAAGAUACCAACUUCUUAAUGAAGAUGUAGUUGUAUAAAUCAAUAUUAUGUGGUAUAAAUACUUUCUCCGUUCAUUUUUACUUAUCACGUUUCGCUUCAUAAGCGUCGAUCUGAACAGAUACUGUAAGUUGCGAUCCUUCUUGUAUUAGUACGAUGAAAAAAUGUAGUUCAAAGUCGUUGCAGUUUGAUUCUUGAGAAGCGAGACAUGCCAAGUAAAAGUAAAUCCAUCUAAUUCUAUAAUAUGAUGGUUGGUUGUUCGUGGCGUA
This is a messenger RNA of Capsicum annuum, 1547 nucleotides long. RefSeq names its product solute carrier family 35 member F2. Gene Ontology annotation, cellular component: membrane. Gene Ontology annotation, molecular function: transmembrane transporter activity. NCBI's taxonomy places the organism in Eukaryota, Viridiplantae, Streptophyta, Magnoliopsida, Solanales, Solanaceae. Gene Ontology annotation, biological process: transmembrane transport. The record is from RefSeq and is a predicted model, not a curated record. The transcript is spliced from 11 exons. Bases 351 to 1319 code for a protein of 322 amino acids.